CGCCCGCCUCGCAGGUGCAGCUCAUUAAAAAGCUGUGAAAGCGGAACAAUGGCGUCUGUCCGUCUGAAGCGAAGGCGCCAAACUUAAACUGCAAAAAUGUCAACGAGUGGAGAAACGGCCGCUCAGAGCCCGCUGCUCUCCUCCAGCUUCUGUUUCAGUCCGUGGUCGUGUGUUUGCCUGAAAGGCUGGUCAGCCGCCGUGUGGAACGGCCUCCCCGACCCGCUGCUGACCACCAACUCCUCCGGAUGCUCCGCCCCUGAGCCGUGGCUCCUCCCCGGCUGCAGCUCUGUCUACGACAGCCUGGUCAGUAACGUCUCUCCGAUCCCGUCUCCUCCUCCGGCGAGCGGCCUGCGAGGACGAGAAAGAUCUGCCGGCAACAAACUUCGCAGGCCGUCCAUCUUGGAGCGCUGCAUCCUCAAAGUGUCCACCAGCAGCGUGGCUGUGGGGACGGACGAUUUGGACAACAAGAGGUCCCCCCUCAGUCGCUGCUACCCCCGCCUCCCAGAUCCGGCCAACACAGAGACCAACGCUGCCGUUCUGAAGCGACGGCAGAAACAGAUCCAGUAUGGCAAAAACACCAGCGGCUACCAGAACUACCUGCAACAGGUCCCCAAACAUCUGAGGGACCCUAAGCUCCACCCGUCCACUCCCAACAAGUACAGGAAGUACAGCCGGCGCUCCUGGGACAUGCAGGUGCGUCUGUGGAGGCGAGCGCUACACCUGUGGGACCCUCCAACCGACAACCAGCCGGACGCCGCUGACACACAGGACCCAGUGGAACAACUGCAGAGCCAGCUGGCGAAGAUGACCUCUGACCUGUGUGAGGACAGAGGAGAGAAGCAGAGAGAGAAGGAGACUCCAGCAGCCUCUAAAGCCUCCUCUGUGUCUCCUCUGUCGGCCGGAACGUCGCUGGACCUGCCUGGACCCUGGACCGUCCCCUUCUCACCAGAGGCUGAGACGAGCCAUCGGCCUCUUCGCACUCCUCCCGGCCUCAGCUACUCCCUCAGGAAUCAGAACACCAAUGACAACAUGACCGACUGGCUCCGCCUCCUGCUGGAGACCGACCACGCCCAAGAUUUGGGCUCUGAUGACCAGCAGGUUCCUGUGUUUUCUGACCAGCUGUUGUGGAAUCCAUACUGAUCUCCGCCUGGUCUGAACCCAGCACGACCCAGUCCAGCAGUCCACGUCUUCACUCCUUGGUCAUCAUCCUGGAGACUUGACGUCUGGACCUGUCGAUCCUGAAUGUGUCGUUUGUGUGUCUGUGUGUGUGUGAUUUCCAGUGCGUUCGUCUUUUUAAGAUCACUGAAGAUUUACUGUAACGACAGCGGGGAUGUGACCGGUCCUCGAUCUGAGUUACAUCCGUCCCCUCCGUGAUCUCUCGUGGGACGGGGGGGGGGGCGGGGUUACGACCUGGAGAGAACUGAGAGGAACCACCCUCCUCGCCUCCAGCCCCUGGAAGUGUUGAGAUUUCCCGGCUGCUCUUGAACACCUCAUCGGGAUGAACACUUCUACCUGAGCAUGGUACUUUUGCACUUUCUAGAUUUAUGUUGAACUGUGUCAGAUGGAGCACCUGUCACCUGCAUCAUGUUUUAGUUUUACCUGCACCGAUGGAAACGCUGCUCAUUAUUUUCUACUUGAAGUCACUUAUUUUGUGUAUGAAUCCCGUUCAGUGUCACGUUGUCGUCUUUGGUCCACCCUCACCUUCAUGCUCUGCUGUCAGACUCCUCCUCCUCUCUGUGCCGCCAUGUUUUUUCUAAAAAACAAAAACCUCAAUUAUCGGAGGGGACAAAGCUGUCACUUUGUGUUGUUGUGAGAUUUCUUUCUUUUACUUUUUUGUGUUUCUCAAGUUGUCAUUUUGUGCUGCUUGAAUAUCAAGAGCAAAGCUGAAAGAUGUGAUUAAUAAAGAUGUAAAUAAAGUGUUAUAAAUU
Molecule: messenger RNA, 1928 nt
Organism: Lates calcarifer (barramundi perch)
Lineage: Eukaryota; Metazoa; Chordata; Actinopteri; Centropomidae
Gene: slbp2
Product: stem-loop binding protein 2
Exons: 9
Coding region: 97-1140 (347 amino acids)
Biological process (GO): mRNA 3'-end processing by stem-loop binding and cleavage; mRNA transport
Cellular component (GO): cytoplasm; histone pre-mRNA 3'end processing complex
Molecular function (GO): mRNA binding; histone pre-mRNA stem-loop binding
Source: RefSeq, a predicted model, not a curated record